Molecule: messenger RNA, 855 nt
Organism: Cooperia oncophora
Lineage: Eukaryota; Metazoa; Nematoda; Chromadorea; Rhabditida; Trichostrongylidae
Source: the annotation of a GenBank genome assembly
AUGGUGCAUCGGCUCCCAGAACAAGGACUGCACGCAGAACGUGUAGCGGACGACCAGCUCCACCAACUUGACUGCCACCGCCGCGCUCUCACCGAAAUCAGAGCCUCUUUAAUGCACGAGGAAAGGCAAGCCAACCUGAAUUUUCAACUCGACAUGCGCCGCGCUGUUGCCGAGCUACAGUCCUCGUUAAAUGUGGCACUCCAAUCCAUGGAACAGCGCGCAGCGACCGCGCCGAUCGUGGACGCACACAACGACUCCGCAAUGGAGGAGGCUCAUGAGGAGGAAGCGCCCCCUGAUGGGGAUCAAGACUCCAGCGGAAAAGCGCCUGCGCCGGAGGACAUAGCCAUGCAAGAGCAAGAAAGAGAAGCCCUCCAGCAGAACGUGGAGCGACAGAUUGAGACGGAAAUUCAACAGCUCGAGCAAUCAUGCACCGAUUUCCGUGCGAUCAUAGAGGAAUUGCGUGAUCAACCUACUUGCCCACGGAGAAGGUUUGCGCGCGGCGCUAUCCGACGCGAGGAUGAGCGUACGAUGCAAUGCGUCUUUUGCGCAGCGGUCGGUCAGCACUACUCAGACUCAUGCACCGAGAUCAGUUCAGUUUUCGUGCGCCGAAGGAUGACCGAGGUAAAAGGGAGGUGCGAAGAGUGCCUCGAAACUUGCAUGAGAGGAGAAGACUGCCCCAAACACUAUACUCGCUGUUAUUAUUGUCGCGAGUUUGGACACCACUCCGCCUUGUGUUAUUUACCAGAGCAGAGCGAACAAAGAGCUGAGAGACUAGCACGAGCACGUCAUAGUUUAUCGGAAGCCACGGAACGUAUCGGGAGAUUGCGUCGCGACCUUCGAUUCUUCCGCGACUAG